Messenger RNA from Schistosoma curassoni, 2163 nucleotides. NCBI's taxonomy places the organism in Eukaryota, Metazoa, Platyhelminthes, Trematoda, Strigeidida, Schistosomatidae. The record is from the annotation of a GenBank genome assembly.
UUAUAUGGUACGUUUUAUUUAUUUAAACACAUAAAGAUUGAUACAGGGAAGCACCAAAUAUAUAUGCGCCACACAAAUCGAACGGUUUGUGUGAGGGCUAAAAUAAUCCCCGGAUGUCUAAACCGAAGCAGGGAGAGUGAGAAUGUAACUCAAUAAAUAAAUGUUCUAUCGUUUACUAACUCCAACUAUACCUACCAAAUUGGAGAGAAUUUGAUAAUAAUAAUAAUAAUGUCAGAGUAAUAAUUGAGCUGAAACAAACUAUGCAUUAUCUCAGACAAACAACUGUGCUAUCGAUAAAAAUGCUGGCCAUAUAUACACUGAAAAAGUCAAGAAUGUACUACUGCCGAAUAACAUAACACGGAAAAAUUGAAUCACAUUUUUACGUAUUGGGUGUUCUCUAUCUCAUCAAAUCCCCAUUGCUAUGUAUUUAAUGCCCCCUUGUAGUAAUGAUUGUGUUCAAAUAAGUAAAAUAAUUCCAUUAUAUCGUUCGUGCUGUUUUCUUAAUCCUUGUUUCUUUAAUCAGAAUUGUGCAUUCAUGACGGGAACAGUGGAAGCUGGGAGUAAUGAGUCGGAUGAGUCUGUUGAGGCAUGGUGGGAGAGAUUUUUAAAGCAAAAGCUUGCUGAUGAUGAGUUAGAUGUAGAGCUCCGGUCUGCAUGGGAGAACUGUGUUCAGAGACGAGCUAAAUUUGCUCAAGAAGUCAAACGAAUAAUGGAGUUAUAUCAACCAAUAGAGAAGUUACUUAACUCUACACUUAAAUCCGAUCGUGAACAACGAGGUCAAAGUCUCUAUAGAGAAUGGGGUAAAAUACGUCGUAAAGAAUGCCUUCUAGCUUAUUAUGAUAACGAUACAUUUCGUGCCACUUACACUCGACAACGUUAUAUAAAUAGUUCUACAAGUUUCCUUCAGGCUUUAGUUUAUCGAAUUAUACCGGAAAAUCCAGACGUUGAAGUUUAUUUACGGGAUCAUGUUAGUCGUAUUAUUAGUAUUGGUGUUGGUCCCGGGCCAGAUAUAGCUGCUUAUUUGGCAUAUGCACGUUGUCGUGGUUUCACUCAACGUAUUGUUUAUUUUGCCAUUGAUCAAUGUGCUGGAUGGGGCAAUUAUCUAGCUGCUUUUGAUCGUCAGUGGUCAUCUGAAUAUCAAGUGUCUGUUUGGUUCAAAAGUUCACGUUUUAAUAAUCGGGAUGAUGUAGAGACACUACCAGAUGCAGACAUGGUAGUAUUUAGUUUUGCUAAUACAGCUCUUAUGGCUAGUACUAUUUGGCCGUUGUUACAACAGCGUUAUCGAUUCAUCAUUGUUUUAGAUGGAAUUAAGGAGGUGGUUGUUGAUAGUUUCUUGAAUGCUGGAUUUAAAGAUAUUACUCUCACUGAACGAACAAAAGUGUAUUAUCAUUUUAAUGGGAUCCUUCCACUUGAAUCAUCUACAACAUUAGAUCAUGUACUAUGCAGUUAAAUUGUAUUCUUCCUUCUAUUUUUUUCCUACAAUUUCUCAUUGCUUUUAUACACAUUAUUUUGUAUGAUAGUUUUGAACAAAACAACGUUUAUCAUCUUCGAGAUAUUGAAAUCUUAACUAUAGUCAAUAUUUUGCAUAAAACAGAGACUGGGGUACACAUCUAUAUUAUGAUUCAUAACUUUAUGUAUAUAUAAGUGUAGAGGGUUUGAGAAGAUUGCUUGAUUUUUCGCUUCAUACCACAAAACAACUUUUAGCUUGGUAACCAUUUAAGGCUUAAAAGCUCUACUCAACUGUUUCAUCUUAGUGUAUUACUCUUCGGCAGUACGGAGGUUCGAACCCAAGACCUUAAGGAAAUUGUUACAAGCAUUCAAAUAUUAAACUAAUGAGUUGGUAUCCAGGGGGUUGCAAGCUUAACUUUAAUCACUUCACGGUGUUAAAUAAUAACUGUGCAAUGUCAUUGUGGAAAUCUACCUUACACCAGGAAUAAUUGAAAUUCACAGCUUAAACAAAUAAAUCAGUGAACGCCGGUUCGCUUGUCUAAAUGUUGUCCACCUGAAUGCCUGAAAGUCCUGGGAUGUCGUGGAUACACACUACUGAGUAGUCCCAUACUAGGACAUAGUUGUUUUUGACAAUCAUUUAGCUAAGAUCAGUUCGUGAUGAAAACUAUAAAAACAUUUUAAAUAAAGUGUCCUGUCUUAGUCUGAACACUUAAG